AUGGCGGGUCGAAAAACAGUUAUACCGUCUCAUCAAAUUGUGGAAGCAGUUCUUAAGUUUAAAGACCGUAUAAUAACUGAAGUCAAUGGUGAAAAAAAAAUUAUUGUAGCUACUGACACUGUUUGGAGUGAUAUAAGCAUUUAUUUAAAUAGUCUUAUGAGUAAAAGUGCUAUUCACACUUUUGUGUAUAAGGGACGCCAUGAGAUAAAAGAAAAGCUCGGAUUUUGUUCUAGUCCCAAGAUUGAUCCACCAGAAGCCAUCUUUAAUUCUUCCACAGAAUAUGGUAGUUCGGAUGAAAAUUCCAGCAGUAAUCUGGAUUUUCCUAGAAGAAAAUUUGUGGUAACUUUUUCUUCAGAAGAAUGGAAAAAAAUAAAACCUGAUGAUGUGCAAUACAGACUGCAUGAUAAAAAACGACCAUCACAAAGUUUUAAAACGUACUAUGCAUUAACCAAAAAUCAAUGGACACCUAUUUUGGCUGAAUAUUUUUGGGUGCAUACACAACUUCCAUGCUGCUUAUCAUUCCGCAAAGCAAAUGUUCAUCCACAUGGAACAAACUUUGUGACCGUAUUUGGACGAUGUAGUGUAUGCAGCUCAUGCUUUAAAGGGAUUAUUUCUGAAAAACCAUUAGAUAAUGAAAAUUAA
Messenger RNA from Metopolophium dirhodum (rose-grain aphid), 642 nucleotides. RefSeq lists its product as uncharacterized. Lineage: Eukaryota; Metazoa; Arthropoda; Insecta; Hemiptera; Aphididae. The coding region runs from base 1 to 642 and encodes 213 amino acids. The record is from RefSeq and is a predicted model, not a curated record. The transcript has 3 exons.